Salvia hispanica is the source of this 5280-nucleotide messenger RNA. It is a transcript of the gene DCL3, whose product is annotated as dicer-like 3. The record is from RefSeq and is a predicted model, not a curated record. Gene Ontology annotation, biological process: siRNA processing. Gene Ontology annotation, cellular component: cytoplasm; nucleus. NCBI's taxonomy places the organism in Eukaryota, Viridiplantae, Streptophyta, Magnoliopsida, Lamiales, Lamiaceae. Gene Ontology annotation, molecular function: protein binding; ribonuclease III activity; RNA binding.
AGACAUUUGUGAUGAUGAUAGUUGCUUUCUAAAGAAGAGUGUAAAAAUUUCUGGAAUAGUUUUUUGGAAAAACCCCUUUACUCACGUUCCUUGUGUGAUCAUCGUAGCAUUUGGCAAUGGAGAUGGAAGUGGAGAGAGUGGGAAACUCCUUGAAGAGAAAAGUUGAGGCCUUGGAUUCUGCACCACCUGAGGCUGAGCCUAUGGAUACAGACUCUGUGUCCAUCUCCAGAGAAUAUCAACUGAAGGUGUAUGAGGUUGCAAUGAAGAGGAACACUAUAGCAAUGUUGGACUAUGGGGCUGGGAAAUCUAUGAUAUCCACUAUGAUGAUCAAGGAAAUUGGGAGAACUUUGAAGAGCAAAGAUAGUCAGAGAAAGCUCAUUGCUUUCUUGGUUCCCACUGUUCAUCUUGUUCAUCAGCAAUUUAAGGAAAUACAGUCACAAACGGAUCUUCUCGUGGGGCAAUAUUACGGAGCUCUAGGAGUUGAUGUCUGGAAUGCGGAAACUUGGGAGAGGGAAAUCAACAACCUCGAUGUGUUGGUCAUGACUCCACAAAUCUUAUUGGAUGCUUUGAGGAAAGCGUGCAUAUGCUUUGAAGUAUUUGGUUUCAUCGUACUAGAUGAAUGCCACAGAGCAAGUGGCAACCAUCCUUAUGCAAAAAUAAUGAAGGAAUUUUAUCACAAAGCUCCAGUAAAACCGAAGAUUUUUGGGAUGACUGCUUCUCCCGUGGUUGGAAAAGACUCGAAUCAGCAAAUGGGGGAGCUUGAAAGUUUGUUAGAUUCCCAGGUUUUUACAUUGGAUGGCAGGGUAGAAGUAGAACUCGAGCAAUACGUUUCCUCAGCCAAGUCAGUGUGCAGAUUUUAUGAUCCGUCACCUAUCGAUUUGGAUAUCAAAGGGAAAUUAGAGUCUGCAAUGUCUAAGUUCAAUGCUGUUUUGCUCGAACUCGAAAAGUCCCUGCCACGUCAGCACACAGAAAUAGACAACGGAUGGAAGAUGUUAAAGGAUAGAAUGUCCAGCAAUAAUUCAAAUAUCAUAUUUUGCUUCGAAAAUCUGGGGCUGCUGUGCACUUAUGAGGCUGUAAAAGUAUGUAUGGAGAGUUCUCCCAUGGUUAAAGAAGAAUGCGAGGUUUUCAAGGAAAGUUUCGUACAAUAUGAAAAGUUUCUUUCGGAGGUUCUUUCAAUAAUCGAAGGAGCUUUAGAACAUAAAGAUCCUCAAAAUGUGAAGGGUGGAUUGGGAUCACUAGCUACAGGCCAAAUAUCUCCGAAACUGCUAGAGCUACUGGAAAUAUUUAGAUCGUUUGGGAAAGAUACAGAGCUCGUCUGUAUCAUAUUUGUGGAAAGAAUAAUUGCUGCUCAAGUAAUUGAACGAUUGAUGAAGAAAACAAACGAUUUCUCUCAUCUUAACAUAUCAUAUUCGACAGGAAGUAGCUCCAGUGUUGGUGUUGGCAGUCUUUCAUCCAAAGGACAGUUAGAUAUUAUUGAAUCGUUUCGUGAUGCGAAGGUAACUCUUCUGUUUUCUACGGACCUUGAGGAGGGAAUUGAUGUAUCCAAAUGUUCCUGCGUGAUUCGCUUCGAUCUACCAAAGACUGUUCGUAGUCACAUUCAGUCACGAGGACAAGCUCGCCACAAGGAUUAUCAUUACAUCACCAUGCUUGAGAGAGGAAACACCAAGCAAUUAGAUGAUAUGCUUUCUAUUGCAAGAAGUGAAUCUUCAGGGAUAGAUACGGCCAUUAAACGAGAAUCUACUGAUUCUCCACUUAAAGCUUGCAAUACAAAAGAAGUUGCUUCAUAUGUUGUCGAAUCGACCGGGGCAUCAGUCAAUGCAGAUUCCAGCAUCAGCCUCGUACAUCGAUACUGUCAAACACUACCUCUACACAAUUCCGUCUCCCCAAAGCCGACCUUCGAAUUUUCAACGGAGGGAAAUCUUCAUCGAUGCAAGCUGACUCUGCCACCCGAUGCAUCUUUCCAGACUUUAACCGGACCUGCAGCGGGCACUCCCAAUGCAUCAAAGAAGCUUGCUUGCUUGGAUGCGUGUAAGAAGCUGCAUCUGAUGGGCGGUCUCAAUGAUCGUUUACUUCCUUUAAAGAGAGGGUCGUUUCCUAAGAAGGAUUCCACCUUGAUAAGUGUACUUCCUUCAAAGAAAGUGCCGUUGCCUGAGAAGGAUUCCACCUUGAAGAGUGAAACGAAGCCGACAAAAGCCAAAGGAGUAACUCCAGGGGCAGGGACAACGAAGAGAAAGGAGUUACAUGGUUCAGUUCGCACCCGUCUUUUAUCAGGAACUUGGGGGGAUAAACUCGGCGAUGUCACUUUUCACGCAUACAAAAUGGACUUUGCUUGUAAUAUCGCCGAGCAAAAAUAUUCAAGUUUCGUGCUUUUGCUGGAGAGCGAGCUAGCCGAUGAUGUGGGGAACAUGGAAGUGGAUUUGUACUUGUUGUCCAAAUUCGUUAAGGCUUCGGUUUCUUCUUGCGGCCAAAUGCCUCUCAAUGCACAACAGGUGGCGAAAGCUAAAUGCUUCCAACAGCUAAUAUUUAACGGUUUAUAUGGGAAGUUGUUUGUCAAAUCAUCGGAAUCUAGAAAGUUCAUAUUCGAAACGGAUGAGUUGUCGUGGGAUCCAUCACAUAUGUAUCUACUUUUGCCCUUGGAAUCGAAGGAUAUAGAUACUGUGCGGCCGGUGAUCGAUUGGACGGGAAUUCAUUCCGCUGUUUCAACAAUCGAGUUUAUGAAAAAAAAUGCUCUGUUGAAUCUUCAGCAACGUGAAACAGUUGAUGAAGAUACAUCGCUUCAUAUGUGCGAAGAAGGGACUGAAAUGAAUAGCGAUACCAUUCACUUGGCCGACAGAUCUGCAACUAUAGAAGAGCUCAAGGAGAUGGUGGUGGUAGCCAUCCACACCGGCAGAAUCUAUUCGAUUGUGGAUAUUGUCGAGGGUACGUCUGGUUUCACCCCUUUUGAAGGGGGCUGUGAUGCCAGUUAUUCGUCCUUCGCUGAUUAUUACCACAAAAAAUAUGGUAUUGUUCUGAAGCAUCCACAACAGUCCUUGUUGCUUCUGAAGCAAAGCCAUAAUUCACAUAAUCUUCUUGUGGACUUCCGAAAAGAAGAGCGCGAUUCUUCGGAGAAAGAUGGCUAUGGGGCUGUCGAGACGAAGCCACAGCAACGUGCACACAUGCCUCCAGAACUCUUAGUUGGCACUGAUAUCUCGACGUAUAUCUUGAAGCCGUUCUACUUGUUUCCAUCGGUAAUGCAGCGGCUGGAGACACUAAUGCUGGCCAGCCAGCUUAGGGAAGAAAUCUCGAAUCGGGCAGGCUGUUGCAGUAUACCCAGCUCGUUGAUUCUAGAAGCUCUCACGACACAGAGAUGUAACGAGAGUUUCUCGAUGGAGCGACUAGAGUUGCUUGGAGACUCAUUGCUGAAGUAUGCCGUCAGCUGCCACCUCUUUCUGAAGCAUCCAGAGAUGUGUGAGGGGCAAUUGACUUUCAAUCGUACUCGGAUAAUCUCCAACUCAGCUCUCCAUAAAUUUGGAACAGAUCGCAAGCUCCAGGAAUAUAUACGAGAUUUCCCAUUUGAGCCACGCCGUUGGACUGCUCCAGGACAGCAUUCGAUAUGGCCAUCUCCGUGCGACCAUCAGUUGGAUACGAGGGAAGUUCCUCUCGAUGACAGAUUCUUUACCGAAAACGCUGUGAAGCUUGGAAAGACUUGUGAUAGAGGUCACCGUUGGCUUGCUUCAAAGACCAUAUCUGACUGCGUUGAAGCUCUCAUCGGGGCAUACUAUGUCGGUGGUGGUCUGGCUGCUGCCGUUAGUUUUAUGAAGUGGCUCGGUAUAGAGGCCGACUUUGAUCAUUCUUUAGUAGAGGACGCUAUCAGAACCGCGUCUCUCUAUUGUCAUGCCCCAAAAGCAAAGGAUAUCGAUGCCCUAGAGUCGAAGCUCGGGUAUAACUUCUCCACCAAAGGUUUAUUGUUGGAGGCAAUAACGCAUGCUGCCCAAACGGAAGGAGGCGUUCACUAUUCCUAUGAGCGCCUCGAGUUUCUUGGUGAUGCUGUGCUGGACAUACUUGUUACACGUCAUCUGUACGAGAGCCACAGCAAAGUCGACCCCGGGCUGCUCACAGACAUGCGUUCUGCAUCGGUGAAUAAUGACAAUUUCGCCCUUUCUGCAGUGAGACGGAACCUUCAUCCACAUCUUCAGCGCGUCUCCUCGUUGCUCAAGGAUCAAAUUUCGGAGUUUGUCAGUCUUGUAUCCACCAUGAGCACCUCAGCAUUGACACCAGAUAUCAAAGGUCCUAAGGUGCUUGGGGACUUGGUGGAGAGUAUCGCUGGUGCAGUGCUUAUCGAUUCUAAGCUCGAUCUGGAUGAAGUUUGGAGAGUCUUCAAACCCAUACUAUCGCCUCUCGUGACUCCUGAGAAACUCGAACUGGCCCCUUCGCGCGAGCUGACUGAGCUGUGCGACUCUCUCGGUUACUUCAUCAAAGAGCAUUACUUAACGGAAAGUGAUCUUGUGCACGCGAGACUGAAGCUGCAGCUCGAAACCGUGCUCUUAAAUGGACACGGUUCCGGACCUACCUCAAAAGCUGCAAAGGGAAUGGCAGCUCUUCAGCUAUUACAGAAAUUAGAGUCGAGGGGAAUAAGAUCAUCCAAGCGGCCAAAGCACGACUCUGAUUCAGAGCCCCCUCUGCUUCCAAAGCAAGAGAGGGACGUAGAUUCAUCCGGGACAGAGUGCUCGUCUCAAAAGGCGGACGUUCCAGUGAUUCCACAGAUCGAGACGAAGAAAGGGGGGCCUCGGAACUCACUCUACGCCCUAUGCAAGAAACUGCAGUGGCCAAUGCCUAGUUUUGAAACAACAGAGACAAAAUCAAGAACGGCCUUAACGUUUGGAGACAUGACGAGCUUCUGCAGCUUCGAGUCACGAAUCAGCUUGACCAUACCUGACUCUGGCAAACUGGAGCUCAGCGGCGAGGCCAGAGGCGAUAAGAAGAGCUCGUACGACACUGCUGCAAUUGCGAUGCUGCGUGAACUCGAGAGACGGGAGAGGAUCAGAAUAGGCGAAUGACCGGUGAAGAUGAGCAAGGAGGAAGGUAGAGUGUACAUACAUUGGUUAGGAACUAAGGGUAAUGUAUUACUACUGUUAGAAGGAAAUCAGGAGCACAAUAUAUGGAAUCAAAUCAUACCAUAGAUAGAAUACAAAUAAAUGUAAAUUAGGUUUACCAUGUAUAGAGAUAACCUAGUCUAUAUAAGCUCUAAUCCUUGUACAUAUUUUUGUGUGAAAUAAGAUUGAAUGAUUCUACCGAUAUUUA